UGUUGAGACGAGACUGUAGGCUAUAUGAAUAAACUUGCGGCGGAUGGUUUACGAUGAGUUCUCCUAAGGGGCCCGUUGAAGCGACAGCUCAGGAAAAAUCGGACUCGGACAGCGAGGAAAGUCAAAAGCCGAAAGAUAUGACCACUGACACGGGACAUAAAGUGAAGAAGACUUACCUCCCGUUCAGUGUUGAAUCCCUGAUGGCCAAAUCGAGCUGCCAGGUCGCGUGCUCUCCGGCUCUCCAGCACCAGAGACUGGGAUUGGGACAGGACUUAGUACGGACUUACUUUGUAGACAAAACCAAAGUUUCUGUGGACACUUUGUCAAGCGUUUCGGACAGUGAAGAUUUAAGCGAUAAGGAACAGAGCACUUGGCCAAACUCUUCGUCUUUCACAUCUCCUCCUCGUCUCCCGAGCCCGCCGCCGUGCCCGUUACGCAAGCACAAGACGAACCGGAAGCCGCGCACACCCUUCAGCACCGCACAGCUGCUCUCCCUCGAGCGCAAGUUCAGGCAGAAACAGUACCUCUCCAUCGCCGAACGGGCCGAGUUCUCCAACUCCCUCAACCUCACCGAGACUCAGGUCAAGAUCUGGUUCCAGAACCGGAGGGCGAAGGCCAAGAGACUCCAGGAGGCCGAGCUGGAAAAGUUCAAAUGCGCCUCCAAACCGCUCCUGUCCCCGUUCGCGCUGCCCUUUCCUCUGGGAUCUCCAUCAUCUCUGUACGGACCUCCAGCCUCCUUCCCACGGCCCGUCCCGAUGCCAGGACUAUUUAACGGACCCGUGUCCUAUGGGAUGUAUUAUUUGUCAUAAAAAAAAAAAAAAAAAAAAACUUUUUUCUACCUGACGCGGCUUCUUCCACUCUUCCAGACUUUGCGCAAAUUAUUAACGUUUACACAUCCAGAAUCACAGGGAAAUUUUCACUACAUUACAAAAGUCACAUUACAAGAUUGUUCUUGUUAAUUGCACAACUAGGCCUAAGUGCUGAAUAAUACUCACGAACAACAUGUAAUUAUAUUUUCAAAGGAACCGCAUCUAAUGGUUAUUAAUUAGGCCUAGUUAUAGCAUCAGUUAUGUCAAUGUUAACCCAGUCCCCUACAGCCACACGAGAUGAUGGAAGUAUAAGCUGCUGUAUAUGUUUUAUUCUUCGUGUUGUAUUCUGACGUGCUCUUGUAGAGCAGCUGUAGAUGUGUAACUCUUUUAAGAUCGUCUGCACGGAUGUUAUCCGUCAGAAGAAGUACUUAUUGGCCUUAUGUUGGAAGUGCCUUGAAAGACCAAAUAUUUAUUAGUCUAAAAUAAAA
Pimephales promelas (fathead minnow) is the source of this 1297-nucleotide messenger RNA. RefSeq names its product muscle segment homeobox 1b (gene msx1b). Gene Ontology annotation, molecular function: RNA polymerase II transcription regulatory region sequence-specific DNA binding; DNA-binding transcription factor activity, RNA polymerase II-specific. Lineage: Eukaryota; Metazoa; Chordata; Actinopteri; Cypriniformes; Leuciscidae. The record is from RefSeq and is a predicted model, not a curated record. Gene Ontology annotation, biological process: embryonic morphogenesis; regulation of transcription by RNA polymerase II. Gene Ontology annotation, cellular component: nucleus.